Merops nubicus (carmine bee-eater) is the source of this 1647-nucleotide messenger RNA. Its product is annotated as lysyl oxidase homolog 4-like. Lineage: Eukaryota; Metazoa; Chordata; Aves; Coraciiformes; Meropidae. The record is from RefSeq and is a predicted model, not a curated record. Gene Ontology annotation, biological process: peptidyl-lysine oxidation. Gene Ontology annotation, molecular function: DNA ligase activity; protein-lysine 6-oxidase activity; copper ion binding. Gene Ontology annotation, cellular component: membrane.
GUCCGUCUCAAGCCCAUGCUGGCGCGGGCCAAGCUGAGCGUGCCGGUGACGGAGGGUGCCGUGGAGGUGAAGCACAAUGGGCGCUGGAGGCAGGUGUGCGAUGCCAGCUGGACCAGGAACAACAGCCGCGUAGUGUGCGGGAUGCUGGGCUUCCCCCGGGAGAAGCACGUCAACACCAGCUUCUACCGGAAACUCUGGAACAUGAAGCUGAAGGACCAGAACUCCAGCCUGAAGACUCUCAUACAGAGGAACAGCUUUUGGGUCCACAUGGUGCAGUGCCAGGGCACAGAGCCCCACCUGGCCCACUGCCCCACGCAGGUGGCCCCACCAGCCCCUCGCCAGCAUGCCUGCACCCGACGCAUCCAGAAGGGCAAGGGCAGGCAUAAGACCUCCUCAGGAAAGGUAAGCCCUGGCAUGGUGCUGCCGGUGCGGCGACGAGCAGGCGCCCACGCUGGCGAGGGCCGGGUGGAGGUGCUGCGCCACGGGCAGUGGGGAACUGUUUGUGACAAGCGGUGGGACCUGGUCGCUGCCAGCGUGGUGUGCCGACAACUGGGCUAUGGGACAGCGAAGCAGGCCCUGGUGGGAGCCCAGAUGGGCCAAGGCCUGGGGCCCAUCCACAUGGCUGAGGUACAGUGCACUGGCCACGAGCACUCCCUGGGCGAGUGCCGCUUCCAGGAGGCCGAGCGCAGCGGGUGCCGGCACGAGGCUGACGCCGCCGUCCGAUGCCAUAUGCCCCACAUGGACUUCCAGAGCCAGGUGAGAUGAGCUGGUGGCAGAAGUGCUCUUGUGGGGAGGAAGAGGAGCGUGGGGGAGCUGUUCAGCUGGAUGCAUGUGGUGAUGAGUGGGGUGCGUUGUGCUGGAACCGAGCUGGCCCUCCAGCAGUGCCAGCGCCAUGGCCCCGUCCACUGCCCCAGCGGUGGGGGACGCUUCUCAGCAGGGGUCACCUGCACUGCCCAUGCCCCAGACCUGGUGAUGAAUGCCCAGCUGGUGCAGGAGACAGCCUACCUGGAGGACCGGCCACUUGAGCUGCUGUACUGUGCCCACGAGGAACGCUGCCUNNUCCGGAUGGGCACUGUCAUUACGGCUUUAUUUGGCUUCAAGGCUGUAAUUUGCUCAGAGCCUCUGGGUGCUGCCUGCUCCCCAGGGCGGCUGGGCUGGUCACGUGCCCCUGGGCACGGCCCCGGCCCCAUGCUCAGCCCCUGUCCCCACAGGCACUUCCACAGCAUUGAGGUCUUCACCCACUAUGACCUGCUGACGCUCAACGGCUCCAAAGUGGCCGAAGGGCACAAGGCCAGCUUUUGCCUGGAGGACACCAACUGCCCCGCCGGUCUGCAGCGACGCUUUGCCUGUGCCAACUUUGGGGAGCAGGGAGUAAGCGUGGGGUGCUGGGAUACCUACCGCCAUGACAUCGACUGCCAGUGGAUCGACAUCACUGACGUGCCUCCGGGCAGUUACACCUUCCAGGUGGUUGUGAACCCCAAGCAUGAGGUGGCCGAGUCAGACUUCUCCAACAACGUAAUGCGGUGCCAGUGCAAGUACGACGGGCAGCGCAUCUGGAUGCACGGCUGUCACACAAGUGAUGCCUACGGCGCUGACGUGGUGAGCGAUCUGGAGCGACGGGAGCGCCUGGCCAACAACCUCGUGUGA